AUGGAAGCUGCUGAUUUUUUAGAGAAGCAGAAACAUAAUAAUACUAGAAUGGAAGUCUUUGUUCGUUUGGCUAAACUGGAGGCUGCAAAUGCUGACCUUACAAAAUCCCUAGCCACCGUGCAAUGGAAUCUUGAAGUGGAGGUCAAUCUUUUUUGUUCAAGUUCAACUCCUUUUGAAGCUGCUACCGGGCAAAAAUAUCUUUAA
Molecule: messenger RNA, 204 nt
Organism: Prunus armeniaca (apricot)
Lineage: Eukaryota; Viridiplantae; Streptophyta; Magnoliopsida; Rosales; Rosaceae
Source: the annotation of a GenBank genome assembly